Messenger RNA from Cynara cardunculus var. scolymus (artichoke), 726 nucleotides. RefSeq lists its product as uncharacterized. The record is from RefSeq and is a predicted model, not a curated record. Lineage: Eukaryota; Viridiplantae; Streptophyta; Magnoliopsida; Asterales; Asteraceae. The coding region runs from base 1 to 726 and encodes 241 amino acids. The transcript has 2 exons.
AUGGAAGUAUGUGACAAGGAGAAGGUAGAAUCGCCCAUCAUGGGGAUCACCGAGUUGGCAGCAAAAGAGAGAGGAUACAGCUUCAAAACAUUCAAGGGCACCGGGCCAAAGGAGUUUAAAGGGAUAGAAGGCCCAGUUGGCCUGAUGAACUGGAUAGCCAAGAUGCAAAGCUGUUUCAAAAUUUGUAGGUGCACGGAAGAACAAAAGGUAACUUAUGCUGCUACGACCUUUGUGGACUAUGCACUGCACUGGUGGGAGACUGAGUGCGCAGUCAGAGGUGAUGAGGAGAUUGCUGCCAUGGCAUGGGAGCAAAUGAAGAAGAUGAUGAUGGAUAAGUAUUGCUCGCAAACAGAGGCAAGGCUCACCAAAUAUCAGGUAGCCACCGAGGAGAGAAAGAUAGGCCGUUUCAAGGAUGGCUUAAAAAUCAAGAUCAAGCGGUAUGUAGACAUGACUAAAACAACCACGUUUGUACAAGUAGUGGAGAUGGCAAAGGUGGCGGAAGAGAACAACGCUAGAGAAGGUAGUGAUAGAAGAGAGGCGAAGAGAAGAUGGGAAGGAUCGAGCAAGUUCCACAAGAAAUCCAAAUGGAUUCCGACUCUGGCAAAAACCCGAAGCAAGGAACUCACCAUUCCUCCAUGUAGCAAAUGCAACAAGAGGCACAAGGAAGAGUAUAGAGCGGGGAGCCUGACGUUCUACCAGUGUGACAAACCGGGGCAUACCGCAUGA